Molecule: messenger RNA, 1293 nt
Organism: Cylicocyclus nassatus
Lineage: Eukaryota; Metazoa; Nematoda; Chromadorea; Rhabditida; Strongylidae
Source: the annotation of a GenBank genome assembly
AUGACCCCAGCAAUAUCGGCUCUGACUGGUAAUUCCCUGCAAUCUUUUCAAAAUCCUGACGCAUGUGGCAGCAUAGCAAUACCGUUUAUGCCUACACCAUCGCCUCAAACGUAUUACUGUCGUAUACGGAACUGUCAACGCUCGUGUGGUCUUCUGCAUCGCGAUUCUAGCAAAAAGCGAUACGCAUUUGGACAAAGUCUUUCGCUGGACAGAGAGGAUCCGAAAAGAGGGGAAUGGUCUUUACGUGUUACUGCCCGAAGGAACUACGGUCACCACAACCGUAUACAUACAGCAGCUCGAGAGACUGGCGGCAGCAUUUCGAGAAAACGCCCAAAACGUGCAACAGUCCACCUCCUUCACGAUAACGCACCAGCACAUCCAGCUUUGGCCACCCAGCAAAAACUGGCUGAGCUAGAGUGGCGAGUGCUAUCCCAUCCACCAUAUAGCCCGGACACCCUGCGACUACAAGCUUUUCCACCCUCUCAAACAGUUUCUCAGCGGCGCCUCGCCGAUAAGAAUAGGAAAAGGCGGAGCGAAGAGCUGCCCGACAGAUGGGCGAAGGUCAUAGACAACCAAGGAGACAUAUACUUAAUUAAGUUUGUUGCUGUUUAUAAAAUUGUUAACAAACAAAAAGCAACAAAACCCCCCUCCGGCGCGUCAGUACAAAAAAGGAAGAAAAAGGUGCGCAAACCACGCUCUGGUGCAACAAAUUCUACAACAUCAACAAGCACAACUUCAUCUGGAAGAAAUUCGCAAAUCACAAAAGAGUCACAGUCACCUCAGCCGCUUUCUACACUUGACGACAUUAUGGAAAGAGCAGUCAAAAAGAUAUCAGCUGUGAAAAUUGUAGAAGAUUCAAUGAUGAUGGCAGAGCCGAAGAACAGCAAGACUUCAAAGAGAUCUCGCUUAGAGCCAUCUGUCUCCCUAGACACUACUACAAUACACUUUGAUCAGCCAGUAUGGGAUAACGCUGAACUACGAGAAGAAUUGCUUGAUUCCGAAGAAGAAUUUGCUUUGGAUGCUGACCCGCCGUCUCUUCGUGAAGAUUCCUUGAUUGUUGACGAAAUAUUGAGCGAAACAACACAUCCACUAGAUUCCAAUCCUAUCGAGCAUGGAAGAAAGGACGAGAUGAUUUCAGGAUGGAGCUCAGACGAGAACGACUUCUCAACGGUGGACCUUACACAAGGGAGGAAAGCUGACAGCCAUGAGGAACUACAUGUGAUACCAGUACGCAGAAGGAAAUUGAAGGGAGUGGCAUACGAGCAAAGCCUUGACCUCGCUGAUAAUGUAUGA